This is a messenger RNA of Porites lobata, 1209 nucleotides long. NCBI's taxonomy places the organism in Eukaryota, Metazoa, Cnidaria, Anthozoa, Scleractinia, Poritidae. The record is from the annotation of a GenBank genome assembly.
GACCGAAGGGAUCAUAUCUUCGAAAGCGUGAAGAAACUCUCACGCUUUGAUGAGUCAGUGAUCGAUUCAAACAGCCCACAAGAUGGAGAGAUGUCAUCAAAUCUUUUGGCCACUUGAAAAUGAAUUCCGGAAAAUUUUCAAAAGAUUGUAUUUUCAUUACGCUGAGCAAUGCACAGAUCUGGAAAAGAAGCUAAAGCAAAAACCAUGAAAAACAAAAAGAGGAAAAACAGGCUCAUAAACAACAACAAAGAUAACCUUUGGAAAGUAUCAUAAUCAACUUGGAUAAGACAUUGCCGUCUUUAGAUAAUUUCGUGCCGGCAUAUGAUAAAUAAUAAAUUUCAUCUUGAGACAGGUCAUUGUAUCUUAGUACGAGACCUGCUUCCUUGGAGAACAAAAGCAGCGUGAAAUCCCAUUUUUUAGCCAGGAUAAAAUUGGUCAAGCUAUAAGUUAUUGUUGCCCUCGUUUUUUCCUUUAAUGACAAUGGCAACCGCUGUAUUUCUUGUCCUCCUCGCGUUUACAUUCGGGGCCCUAUGCCACCAAAGUGUGCAAAAUUAUGGGCUCAAAAGAACCCUUCUACCAUGCCAAAAACAAAACGUUAAAGCGCUUUCCAACCUUGUUGGAAAUGGAAAGCCUAUCCUUGGAAAUGGAAAGUCUAUCCCAGACAAGCUAUCACCUCAAUUUGACUGUACCAGUUCUAUGGCGCAGAAAAGAAUCGCCUACAGCGACAACGAAGUACGUUACGAUUUCACAAAGUCCUGCUACGUUGAAGGGGAUUUACAGUUGGUGGUAAAAGUGAAAAUAAAUCCUGACACAGCCGCCCCCGGUUCAAAGGAAUGUGCAACUCUUCCAGAGUUUCAAGCAGUGUUUCUCCAACAAGAGCCAAACAAAAACACUUAUAUGGCCUUACAUCCAAGAAGGGCCCAUUGGUUUUUCACUAGAAGUCUUGGAGGGUGUGAAAUGUUCGUGGCAAAGGGAUCCACCCGUCAGGAUGUCCUUGUUAUACACUCCAAUUUAGACAAGUGUGAAAACAAACUGGCGAAUCUCCAAGAGAAGGGUGCAUCUGUUGACGAAAUGAUGGGACGCCACCCUGGGUAUCACUUGAUUGCUCGUGUGUACAGUGAACCUUCUGCGGUAGAGAAGCUAGCAGCUGAUGCGUAUAUGAGAGGUUAUGAAAGAGCCCAUCCGGGAAUUUUAACCAUAGCCUACAAC